GGACCGGCGGGGCGGCAGCAGCGGGAUGGGCCUGAGCCCCGCCGCCCGAGGCGAGGGCGGGCGCCGCCUCCCUAGGUUCCCACGGUCCCGCGUCCGGCCCGCCUUGAGAACCGCGAGUACUGGGCCGAAUGGCACCCCGGCCACUCCUGGACUUCCAGCCGGGCCCCGGUCAGGCCGCCGCGGGCGUUGGGCUACUCCCCACCGAGCCGCCGCGACCCGGCCUGGAGCCUCCCGAGGUCGUUCUCCAGGUCCCAGCAGGCCCUCGGACCUCCAGAAAGAAGAAUCUGUGGGAUCUCAGGCGUUGGACCAGCUUUUGCCCAAGAAGCCACAGGAGGGCACGAUAGAACAGGGCAGAAGCAGUGUCCAGCAGGGGGAGAAGCCCGUAGUCAGCCUGGAGUCCACACCCAAGCAGAAGAGAGCAGAGUGGAAUUCAACCCUGAAGCCUGGAACUGCGGGCAGGUUAACGAAGCAAGCAGCGGAGGAUAAACCAAAACCCAGACCUGGAGACCUGAUUGAGAUUUUUCGGAUUGGCUAUGAGCACUGGGCCAUCUAUGUGGAAGACGAUUGUGUGGUUCAUCUGGCUCCCCCAAGUGAGGAAUUUGAGGCUGGCAGCAUCACUUCUGUCUUCAGCAACCGGGCAGUGGUGAAAUAUAGUCGUCUGGAGGACGUGCUGCACGGCUGCUCCUGGAAGGUCAACAACAAGCUGGAUGGGACGUACCUGCCCCUGCCUGUGGACAAGAUCAUCCAGCGGACAAAGAAGAUGAUCAACAAGAUUGUGCAGUACAGCCUGAUCGAGGGGAACUGCGAGCACUUUGUCAACGACCUGAGAUACGGCGUGCCCAGGAGCCAGCAGGUGGAGCACGUGCUGAUGGAGGGAGCAAAGGCGGCAGGGGCGGUGCUCUCAGCCGUGGUGGACAGCAUAAGACCCAAACCAGCGACGGCCUGAAGGUGCUGAAAACCCCAGGCAGAGGAAGAGAGGCUGAGCUGGCAGAGAGAACCCGGGCCUCCUUCCCUCCCCUGCCUUCCUCUCUCCAUGGCCCCUUAUAAGAAAAUUGUGAGCUUCUGGAAGAAUCUAGAAUGUACCCAACUGCCCCUCCAGAAAUACAUCCAAUAUAUGUGCUCAUAGGCCCCUGGACUCUCAGGGUGGGAAGAACCUAAUAUUUGUUAUGUAUCUAUUAGGCACCAGGCACUGAGCUAAGCGUUUCACAUACUCAUCUUCACUUUUUUUUUGUAGGAAAGGGAACUUACUUACUUCUUAGGAUGAACCUAGUCUGUGAUGCUUUUUAACAUCCUGGAAGAUCUUCUGAAUGUUCCUAGGAGCAAAGAACUCUUUUCAGAAGUUCUCUUUACUGCCCUUUUCAGACACCCCCCCUCCCCUGCCAGAGCGGUUCAGGGGAGAAAGCCUUUAAGGAAACCUGUAACUCGUUGCUCAGGGCCAACUGUGCCUUCAUCCAGAAAGCAGGUUUCCCAAGAAAUAUUUUCUUUUAAAAAUUAUACAUCAUCUUUAUUCUUUAUUGUCUAAAAAGUGUCCCAAUGUAAAGUUUAAUUUGACGAGACCAUUUAUCUUGCUUUUUCUGCCUCAUAAGCACCAGAAAAUUUAGAAAUUUCCAUCUUCACCAAUUUCAGAGGAAUAUUUAAAAUAAUUUAAUCAAUGGACUUUGGUGUGAAUGAGGGAGAGAAAGGAGUGAUUUUUGUGCUUUGAAGAAUGCGGCCAUGCCUGUAAAGCUAAAAUGAUGGCUGGAGAUCGUCAGUGCUAGCAGAGAGUUGAAGCCACCCCAGAAAGCCAGAGAAGGACUCUGAAAAUGCCUAGGAAGCAUGAGAGUUUGGAAGAGAGGGGAAUGGAGCCCCCAGAGCAUCUCAGAUCAGGUCCAUUAAGAUCUGUGAGUCUUUCUCCCGUUUGGAAGAAAUA
Messenger RNA from Capra hircus (goat), 1909 nucleotides. RefSeq names its product HRAS like suppressor family member 5 (gene PLAAT5). Lineage: Eukaryota; Metazoa; Chordata; Mammalia; Artiodactyla; Bovidae. Gene Ontology annotation, molecular function: A2-type glycerophospholipase activity; glycerophospholipid phospholipase A1 activity. The record is from RefSeq and is a predicted model, not a curated record. Gene Ontology annotation, biological process: N-acylphosphatidylethanolamine metabolic process. Bases 26 to 946 code for a protein of 306 amino acids. Gene Ontology annotation, cellular component: cytoplasm. The transcript has 6 exons.